Molecule: messenger RNA, 741 nt
Organism: Mycena indigotica
Lineage: Eukaryota; Fungi; Basidiomycota; Agaricomycetes; Agaricales; Mycenaceae
Product: Mitochondrial genome maintenance protein
Exons: 4
Coding region: 28-741 (237 amino acids)
Biological process (GO): recombinational repair; interstrand cross-link repair
Cellular component (GO): mitochondrial chromosome; mitochondrial nucleoid
Molecular function (GO): single-stranded DNA binding
Source: RefSeq, a predicted model, not a curated record
CUCAAGACCAGAAACUUGAGCAGAACCAUGUCUGGGACACUGCGGACACUAGUCAUGUUUCCACUUCGUUCACGAAUCUCAAACUUCCCAGCUCGUCGCUUUGUCGCAACACGUCGUUUUGUCUCAACAGAAGCUGAGCUGAGCUCGAUUCCUGACCAGUUGAAAGCAGAGAAGACAGAAAAUGCUACAAGCCCACUCCCUGUUCCCACGGACGAGGCGACAGACUGGUCUAAAAGCUACGCUGGCUUGUCUGAAAAGCCAUUUGAAAAGGAGGUAGCGGACAUUCUUCUCGCGCCUGUUGAACCAAAUGAUAUUGAAGUUAAGCCUGACGGAAUGCUAUACCUUCCUGAAAUCAAAUACAGGCGAAUACUCAACCGCGCUUUUGGACCUGGCGGUUGGGGACUUGCACCGCGAAGUAUGACCAACGUAGGCCCCAAAGUGGUCAGUCGAGAGUACGCGCUGGUGUGUUUAGGUCGGCUAGUAGCUAUUGCCCGGGGAGAACAAGAAUAUUUCGAUCCCGCUGGCAUUCCCACUGCAUUCGAGUCGGCCAAGAGCAAUGCGCUGAUGCGAUGCUGCAAGGAUUUGGGUGUUGCGAGCGAGUUAUGGGACCCUCGCUUCAUCCGCACGUUCAAGGCAAAGUAUUGUGUGGAGGUGUUUGCUGAGCAUAUCCCCACAAAAAAGAAGAAGAAAUUAUGGAGGCGGACGGAUGCGCCGAAGCUUUCAUAUCCAUACCAAGAGUAA